UAUUAUGGAGUUAGGAGAUAAGGGCUUUAUGAAAGGUGAUGAGACAGGCAGAUCUGGGCGUUCGAGUGUCUGUGCCAUAGGGCUUAGUCUUUCAUGCUACUGUCUGACCAAAGUCCUAAGCGGGAUUCUGCGGACACUUUCUCUGCCUGAAUCCUUCAAGACGCAAUUUCUCCAGGAUCCUGAGUCUCCUGGAUUUUGAUGUCUGGUUAUCCAAUCUACUUCCCUCUGUCUCCUUUAUUGACACACACUCUAUUUGGAGAGAAGCGCUGAGUGCCAAUGCUCAAGGCCUGAACCAGGAUAGUUGUUUUGUCUGCUCAAUUAAUUGUAUUUUCAUCCAAUCAAGUCCACCCAUUGAUUUGACACCAUGGAUAUUGGUGGUCUUACAACAGUGGUAGCCAACUCGGCAUACAUCUCAGCUCGUGGAAGCUUCGAUGGCUCAGCAAACCCAGCAGCAAGUCGGGACAAGAAGUACCAUAGCAAGCUCAAACUGCCUCACAUCACAGUAUGUGAGGGCCUUAGGGAGACACUGGACCUCCAGUUUAACAGCAUCUGUGUCGAACAACCCAUUGGCAAGCGCCUGUUCCAGGAAUACCUAGAAACAACUAGUGAGUACAAGGGGCCGUGUCGCCUCUGGAAGGAUGUGGAGGAAUAUGACACUGCUGAGGACAAGGAUCGUGUCAGUAAAGCUGCCAAGAUCCUCCAACGCUACGUCGACCCUGCAGCCAAGUACUUCUGUCCCUUUCUGCCUGAAAAUGACAUCACCAAGGUGAAAGAGCGGCAUGAGAAUGCUUCAGAUGACUUGUUCGUUGACAUUCUAGCCUGCGUUCUUGAUUUCCUUAAGGAGGUCCCAUAUUCCUUCUACCUGGAGACCAUGUACUUCAAGAGGUUCCUGCAGUGGAAAUGGCUGGAGAUGCAGCCCAUUGGUGAGGACUGGUUCCUGGACUUCCGUGUGCUUGGAAAGGGGGGCUUCGGCGAGGUGUCAGCCUGCCAGAUGAGGGCCACAGGAAAGAUGUACGCCUGCAAGAAGUUGAAUAAAAAAAGGCUUAAGAAGAGGAAAGGCUAUGAGGGUGCCAUGGUGGAGAAAAGGAUUCUGGCUCGUGUUCAUAGUAGAUUCAUCGUUUCCCUGGCCUACGCCUUCCAGAGCAAAACAGAACUUUGUCUGGUCAUGACCAUCAUGAAUGGAGGAGACCUGAGGUACCACAUUUAUAAUGUAGAUGAGAAUAAUCCAGGCUUUGAUGAGCCCAGGGCAUGUUAUUAUUCAGCUCAGAUUAUUCAAGGGUUGGAGCACCUUCAUCAGAAGAGGAUCAUCUACAGAGACCUGAAACCAGAGAAUGUUCUUCUUGACAAUGAAGGUAACGUGCGUAUCUCUGACCUUGGGUUGGCUGUGGAGUUAGCAGACGACCAGGAGAAGACGAAAGGCUACGCUGGGACUCCGGGUUUCAUGGCCCCUGAGUUGCUGAAAGGAGAGGAGUAUGACUACUCUGUAGAUUACUUUACUCUUGGGGUCACUCUCUAUGAGUUCAUUGCUGCCAAAGGCCCCUUCAGGACUCGAGGGGAGAAGGUGGAGAACAAAGAGUUGAAGAAGCGCAUCCUGAAUGACCCAGUAACCUACACCGAGAAGUUCAGUGAGAAUGCAAAGUCCAUAUGUGAAGCCUUGCUCGCCAGGGAGGUGGACAAGAGGCUGGGCUUCAAGAAUGGGACUUGUGAUGAGUUGCGUGCACACCCUUUCUUCAGCAGCAUCAACUGGAGGAAGCUGGAUGCAGGGAUUCUCCCACCUCCGUUUGUCCCUGAUUCGAAGACCGUGUAUGCCAAGGACCUUGAUGACGUGGGCGCAUUCUCCACUGUGAAAGGGGUCAACCUGGAAGACACGGAUAAGGAUUUUUUUGAUGAGUUUGCCUCUGGAAAUAUCUCCAUACCCUGGCAGGAGGAGAUGAUUGAAACAGGAAUCUUUGGUGAGCUGAAUGUGUGGGGUCGUGGCGGCACAGUGCCCAACGAUCUACGGCGUGAGUCUAUCCUGGAGCAGCCUCCAAAGUCUUCCACUUGUACCAUAUCAUAAACACUUCUAUUCAAAGAGAACUCUUUCCCCUUUCCUUACUGCUCUCUGAUUGGGUUGAUGCCUGGACAUAAAGAGAUUCAAGAAUGACCUGAAGGAUUGGCCAAAAGUUAUUUCAUGUCAUCAUCUUUUCAUCGACAAAAAUGGACUGCAGGGCAGCUUUUAACAAGCAUUAACACUUACACCACAGCGCUGUUGAAUAUCCGACUCUGUUUGGUCAGGAAAGUGUUAAUUGCUUUUCUGACAGUAGUGCCAGCUGCAAGGCAAAUCACAGGUUCUGUUUCACCCCCACCAGUGGCAGUGUCUAACAUCUGGAGAUCCUCUCUUGCGCAUGCGCACACGUACUGAGACCUUCAACAAGUGACGUAGUAUUUGCAUGUUCUACUCAAAGUGUUUUCUUGUUCAGAAAACGAAGGCAGUUCCCGUCCUCUUCUAGGCCGACUUGGUUCCUGAAAGUCCUCUGCUUUUGCAUGCUAGCAUGGUCAAAUGUUGUUCAUUCCACGUAGCCUACGUAGGUGGUCAGUAGAUCUUGCAUCACAGCAUGUGCAUGUCACAGACAUCACAACGCUCGCCAGCAAUAUGCGAACCCAGUUGCUAUAUAUAUAAUGUAGUGAUAACAGGAAUUAACUUGUCUCACAACGUUAAAUGUAACUAUAAACUGUUUAAAGAAUUGACAUAUCGUUUGUUAAUACGUUUAAAAUUGUAAUCCUUGGCAAAUUGCUGUGGUACAAGAGGAAUAAAACACUUCAGGAUGUGCUGUUAUAUGGUGCGAUGUGGCCCGAUACGAAGCGGAGAUAACGCAUCCCUGAAGUUGAUUGAUCAUUUUCCAAUAACAGCGCGUGUUUAUCUAGCUCGAUUUCCUCAUUCAAAGGUACCACAGUUAGGAGUUUAAGGGGUAAAAGGAGUAACUUUUAUUGAAUGUAUGGAUUGUCAUUGCAUUGCUGUAUUUUCCGUGUUUAUUAUGACUAUCCUAAUUUACAUAUUGCGUCAAAGCUGAGAAGGACAUGAAGAUAUCAAUCUUAGUGAAUUCAUUUCAUCUCUUGUAAUAGUUCACGACACAGAUAUCUAAGGGUAUAGUAGGGCUUUUCUAAAUCCAGCAGAAAAAUAUCAUGGAUGAGGUUUUGGAUAAUGAGGAAUAAUAAAAUUAAAAAAAAAAAAAAAAAAAAGAACAGCUGAUGACUAAUUAUACAGGAAAUGCUUGUGCUUUUCAUAGAGUUUUAUUAUGGUUUGCUGAGUCAUCAUGCCCAGAUAAGCUUAUUUCAGCCCACUUAGACCAUCCUUUUGUGUACAAAGCUGUGAAUGAAUGUUGAUUGUGCAAACAAUAUUAUAAUGAAUAACCAUUUUUGAAUUAUGCAAUAGGUAUCACAUUUAUUCAAAUAAAUAUUUUGACAGAAACGUGCUGAUUUUGUGGAUAUAUUUCAUUCAAAUAUAUUUAUAUUGAUGCGUAAAUAUACUAUGGCAUGCUAAUGUAAUAACACAAUAAUAAGGUUAACCAUACUAUUAGUAAUAACAUUUUAAAAUAACAAUUUGCACCAAAAAUACACCGAAAAUAACAAUUUCAUAUUUACACCUUAGAUACUUUUAUUUAGUGAACCACCGGGCAUAGUGUCCACUGCUGUAGACAAUAGUUGUAAGGCUGUUUUUAGAAAAAUAGAAGGUGUAAAUACCCUCCAAAACA
Molecule: messenger RNA, 3731 nt
Organism: Ictalurus furcatus (blue catfish)
Lineage: Eukaryota; Metazoa; Chordata; Actinopteri; Siluriformes; Ictaluridae
Gene: grk1a
Product: G protein-coupled receptor kinase 1 a
Exons: 7
Coding region: 365-2056 (563 amino acids)
Biological process (GO): signal transduction; visual perception; protein phosphorylation
Cellular component (GO): cytoplasm
Molecular function (GO): ATP binding; rhodopsin kinase activity
Source: RefSeq, a predicted model, not a curated record